This is a messenger RNA of Candida albicans SC5314, 2076 nucleotides long. Its product is annotated as nucleotide diphosphatase/phosphodiesterase. Lineage: Eukaryota; Fungi; Ascomycota; Pichiomycetes; Serinales; Debaryomycetaceae. The transcript has a single exon. Gene Ontology annotation, biological process: nucleoside triphosphate metabolic process. The record is from RefSeq and is a predicted model, not a curated record. Bases 1 to 2076 code for a protein of 691 amino acids. Gene Ontology annotation, molecular function: ribonucleoside triphosphate phosphatase activity; nucleoside triphosphate diphosphatase activity.
AUGUCUAUCAACUAUAAUGCACAACCACAUGCAGUGGACGUGCCUGUUACCGAUAUGGAUGAUCCUGAGGAUGACAUUAUUUUUGCCGAACAAGCUUCUACACAACAGAAUAGAACACGAAGUUCGUUUUUAGAUAAUUUAGAUUUCGAAAAUAACAAUGCAAGGUCUGAGUCUGGAGGGAUCUUGAACAAGUUUCGGUCAUUUUUUGAAUCAAGACUGAGGCAAGAUGAUGAUUACGAAAUGGUUCUGCGUUUUGACGUAGAUAGUACAAACGAGAGUGAUGACCUAGAUAAUCAACCACCAAUCGACAUUAGAGAACGCAGACUUCAAUUAUUGGAGAAACAAGUCAAAAAUCGUACUGUUGUGGGUAGUAUAUUUUUACUUACAGUGGGUAUAUUGACAUUUGUGCUAUUUUUCAAUAAAAAUAGUGUUACACUUUUAUUGAAUACUGGACCAUCCCGUAAGAUCUAUUCAAAUUCAACACAUGAGUUUCACCAAACAACAAUAUUGAUAUCACUUGAUGGGUUCCACCCUCAUUAUAUCAACCCUUUGGACACCCCUACUAUGCAUAAUAUAAUGAAGAAUGAUUAUGGUGCACCAUACAUGACUCCUAGUUUUCCUUCCCUGACUUUCCCUAAUCACUGGACAUUGAUUACCGGAUUGUAUCCAUCUGAACACGGAAUAGUGGGGAAUACAUUUUAUGAUCCAGAGUUGAAAAAGCAAUUUAUAAACACCAAUCCUAAAGUUGGAGGGUUGGAUCCAGAUUUUUGGAGAGGCGGCGAGCCAAUUUGGAAGACCGCCAAGAGGCAAAAUGUUAGAUCUGCAGUUCAUAUGUGGCCAGGUUCAGAAGUACCACAUAUUGGCCCAACAGAUGAUUUUGAUAGAUACAAUGGGUCCGAAUUACUAUCUUCGAAAGUGGAUAGGGUUAUGGGUUGGAUAGAUCGUGAAUCCAUAGAGACAAGACCAGAAUUGAUUCUUACCUAUGUUCCCACUAUUGAUCAAUUUGGACACAAGUAUGGAAUUUCAGGACAAAACUUAACUGAGGCAUUGACUUAUGUCGACAAUUUUAUUGACCUCAUGCAACAAGAGAUUCAUAAAAGAAAUCUUGAUGAAAUUGUCAACAUGAUCAUUGUAAGUGAUCACGGAAUGGCUCCGACUUCCAAUGAUAGAUUGCUCUAUCUUGAUGAUUUGGUAGAUUUGGACAAGAUUGAGCAUAUUGAUGGAUGGCCAUUGUUUGGCUUGCGACCUAAGGGGGACAUUAAUGAUUUUUACACUGAACUUUCAGAUAACUUUGAUAACCUAGAUUCCAAAGUGACAUCACAUUAUCAUAUAUAUAAAGUUGAGGAUAUACCACCAGAGUUUCAAUUUGGUGGUGAAAUAACUGCUCAUAAAUACAAUUACCGCUUAGCCCCAAUCUGGAUACUUCCUGACGUUGGAUAUUCAAUUACUACACAUAAACAAAUGGAAGACAAUGGGUUUCAGUAUAAACCCAAAGGUGUUCAUGGGUAUAAUAACACUCACUUGCUAAUGAGAGCAAUAUUUUUAGGAACUGGACCAUACUUUAGAAACAAAAAUUUAAAAGUGGAACCAUUUGCCAAUACAGAAGUUUAUAACUUGAUUUGUGAUACAUUAGAUAUUGUACCUGCUCCAAAUAAUGGAAGCUUACCACAAGAAAUUUGGUCUCAAAAACUCCCUGAUGAAUGGAAAGAUGAUUUGACUUUCCCAAAUUUGCCAUUCCAAGUUGAGCAUAUUGUUAGAACAAAUGCAACUUAUGAUUUGCUUUGGAGAAAAGGGGACGAAGCUAAAAUUGAUCCUGCUCCAGUUCCAACAAAUAAGCAUCCGGUUGAAUCUAUGAAGUCAGAGGAGUCAACUAUUACCUCUCUAGAAACAGAAUUGUUGCCGAAACCAAGUGAUUUUAUUUCGUCUUCAACUGGCACCACAAUGGAAACGCUGACAACUACCAAAGCUCAUGAAGGAUUUGGAGAGAUUAUAGGAGAUAUCAUUGGUGGAAUUGGAGACGGCUUUGAUGCCAUUGGUGGUGUAGUGCAUGGUUUUAUAGACGAUAUCUUCAAUUGA